AUGAACAGAUUCACAUUUGCGGUUUUCCUUGUGGCACUGGGUUUUCUUGUCUGCGAAGGGGGUAACCCAUGUUGCUCAGUGCCGUGCCAGAAUAGAGGCGUGUGUACGGCACUUGGACCAGAUAAUUAUGAGUGUGACUGCACACGUACAGGGUAUCAUGGACAAAACUGCACAACACCUGAAUUCCUCACCUGGCUCAAGAUCUCCCUGAAGCCAUCACCCAACACCAUCCACUACCUUCUCACCCACUUCAAGGGCUUCUGGAACAUCAUCAACAACAUCUCAUUUCUCAGGGAUGCCAUCAUGAGAUACGUGCUGACAUCUCGAUCCCACUUCAUCGAUAGUCCUCCAACUUUCAAUGCGGAUUACGGCUACAUAAGCUGGGAGGCUUAUUCCAACCUUUCCUACUACACACGUACCCUCCCGCCUGUUGCAGAGGAUUGCCCAACCCCAAUGGGAGUAGCAGGUAAAAAGGAGCUACCUGAUGCUAAGAUAUUGGCUGAGAAGCUUCUGGUGAGGAGACAGUUCAUCCCCGACCCGCAGGGUACCAGCCUGAUGUUUGCAUUCUUUGCACAGCAUUUCACCCACCAGUUCUUCAAAUCUGAUAUGAAGAAAGGACCUGCUUUCACCGUAGCUAAAGGUCAUGGGGUGGACCUCAGCCACAUUUAUGGGGACAACCUGGAGAGGCAGCACAAGCUCAGACUCUUCAAAGAUGGCAAGCUUAAAUAUCAGAUCAUUGAUGGGGAGGUGUAUCCCCCAACAGUCAAGGAAGUGGGUGUCGACAUGCACUACCCUCCUCAUGUUCCCGACUCUGACCGUUUUGCUGUGGGCCAUGAGGCAUUUGGCCUGGUCCCAGGUCUGAUGAUGUACGCCACUAUCUGGCUGCGGGAACACAACCGGGUGUGUGAUGUGUUGAAGGAGGUCCACCCUGACUGGGACGACGACAGGCUCUUCCAGACCACCCGGCUCAUUCUGAUUGGAGAGACCAUCAAGAUUGUAAUCGAGGACUACGUGCAGCACCUGAGCGGCUAUCACUUCAAGCUCAAGUUCGACCCCGAGCUGCUGUUCAGCCAGCGCUUCCAGUACCAGAACCGCAUUGCGUCCGAGUUCAACACCCUCUAUCACUGGCACCCUUUGAUGCCUGAUACUUUCCACAUUGAAGAGAAAGAAUACAGCUAUAAAGAGUUUGUCUUCAACACCUCUGUGGUGACCGAGCACGGCAUCAACAACCUUGUGGAGUCGUUUACAAAGCAGAUUGCUGGACGGGUUGCUGGUGGCCGAAAUGUCCCAGGACCUAUCCUGUACGUGGCCAUUAAGUCCAUUGAGAACAGCAGAAAAAUGCGCUACCAGUCUCUGAACGCCUACAGGAAACGAUUCUCCAUGAAGCCCUACACCUCUUUUGAAGACAUGACAGGAGAGAAAGAAAUGGCCGCAGUGCUCGAGGAGUUCUAUGGACACGUCGAUGCUGUGGAGCUGUACCCAGGUCUGCUGGUGGAGAAACCCAGGCCCAACGCCAUCUUUGGGGAGACCAUGGUGGAGAUGGGGGCUCCAUACUCCCUCAAGGGCUUAAUGGGAAACCCCAUCUGCUCCCCGGAGUACUGGAAGCCGAGCACAUUUGGAGGCAGUGUGGGCUUCGAAAUUGUCAACACCGCUUCUCUUCAGAAGCUCGUCUGCAAUAACGUGAGGGGCACCUGCCCUCUGGCUUCCUUUCAUGUGCCUGACGUCAAAGAGACGGGGUCCAUGACCAUCAACUCAAGCACAUCCCACUCACGUGGCAAUGAUAUCAACCCCACAGUCAUUUUGAAAAAAAGGACUACUGAGCUCUAAUUUUUUAUUCUAUAAGGUUUUUUCUCUUUUUUUUUUAACAUAUUAGUUUAUUUAUUUAUUUAUUUAUUUUUGUAUUUAUUGUAUUCUAUUUAUAAUAUAACAAGGAAGUGCAAAAAAUAAUUUUUAUAUGUAAUUUUGUAUAUUUUUGUUUACUUAUCAAGAACAGAAGUCUGUGGUUGUGUUUAUUUAUUAAGAGAUUAAUUGUAUCAUACACUAAGUUAUUGUGACAGUUAUGACCUCAGACAAUGCAACUUGAUACUUGAAGGUUAGUUUACAGUCUUAACUACAUAGUAGUGCACGUUACAUUCCUGUUACAUGUUCCCUGGGAUCAACUGCUACUCUUCCAUUUUGCAAUUGUGCGACUGUCCCAGGACAGCAGUGAUCUGUUCUACAGACAGAGAGAUACAGUAUAGCAUUGUUCACAGUGAACCUAAUGACUGAUGUUGACUCUCUUGAUCUAACGUUACUAGAGUGCAUUCCUAUUUCAGUAUUGCUUUACUGAUUUCUUUCCUACUUCAGUCUGUGUAUUGGCUUUGGAAAUUUUAAAUGACAUUAAUAACUAAGCUGCACUGUUGUUUAGAAUUGCAUUGUCAUGUUAUAGAUAUUGUUUAAAACAAACAUGUACUGUUUAAAAUAACCAUGUACUGUAUACAGUAGGAAUAUUUGUAAGUUUUGUUUUCAGUGCCCAUUGAUUUGUAAGGUUGACACUAAUAAAUGCUGCCAGAAGAAAAGGCAUUUCUCAGAAA
Molecule: messenger RNA, 2573 nt
Organism: Epinephelus lanceolatus (giant grouper)
Lineage: Eukaryota; Metazoa; Chordata; Actinopteri; Perciformes; Serranidae
Gene: ptgs2b
Product: prostaglandin-endoperoxide synthase 2b
Biological process (GO): cyclooxygenase pathway; response to oxidative stress
Cellular component (GO): cytoplasm; neuron projection
Molecular function (GO): heme binding; prostaglandin-endoperoxide synthase activity; peroxidase activity
Source: RefSeq, a predicted model, not a curated record